Molecule: messenger RNA, 1143 nt
Organism: Glossina fuscipes
Lineage: Eukaryota; Metazoa; Arthropoda; Insecta; Diptera; Glossinidae
Exons: 1
Coding region: 1-1143 (380 amino acids)
Biological process (GO): DNA integration
Molecular function (GO): nucleic acid binding
Source: RefSeq, a predicted model, not a curated record
AUGGGCAAUCUCCCUCAUGCACGAGUAACACCGGCCUGGCCAUUCAUAAAUACAGGUGUUGAUUAUUUUGGCCCAUUAUGGAUCCAUUAUAAGAUAAGAGGAAAGAAACCCGCAAACGCAUAUGCAGCAGUUUUUUGCUGUACCGCUAUAAAGGCAGUUCUCUUUGAACUAGUAAGUGACUUUUCAACCGAGGCCUUCUUAGGAGCUUUCAAACGUUUUAUUAGUCGAAGAGGACGCUGUCAAAACAUUUAUAGUGACAGUGCAACGAACUUUGUUGGUGCCAUCAACAAGCUAUCCGAACUCUCCGGCUCGAUCUUUGCCGAAAAUGGAAAACAACUCGUCACUUCAACGUGCAGUUCAAAGGAAAUACAGUUUCACUUCAUUCCCCCCAGAGCGCCCCAUUUUGGAAGCUUAUGGGAGGCAGCUGUCAAAUCAGCAAAACACCUUCUAAUCCGCAGUGUAGGCUCAGCCUCAUUAACUUAUGAAGAAUUGGAGACGGUGGUCAUUGAAAUAGAAGCGAUUUUAAAUUCACGUCCCUUGAAACCUAUGUCCAAUAAUCCACCCGAUAUCUCUGCUCUAACUCCAGGACAUCUAUUAACUGGUGAAGCCCCCACAGCUCAAGUUGACACUGAAGCCAGCUCCAAGAAGCUAUCACUCUUGUCAAGAUGGGAACUUGUCUCUCAAGUUAAACACGAAUUCUGGAAUGAAUAUCUUCACGAAUUACGGCAAAGACACAAAUGGAAGAAAUCAUCUCCCAACAUCAAGCCAGGAGAUAUGAUAAUUAUCAAAGAAGAUAUUAUUCCCACCAUGAAAUGGCCAUUAGGACGAGUUGUAAAUGUAUAUCCAGAAAAUUAUGGAUCUACUCGAGUUGCCGAUGUAAAAACCUCAUCGGGAACUCUUAAACGACCAGUACAUCGCCUCGCUUUGCUUCUCAUUGAUGACAACAACUCAGAUGCACACCUCCCUGCAGAAGAAACUGCAGACCAAGAUAUUGAGCCAGAAACUAAAAUAAUGAAAUUGCCGUCAAUUAAUGUCUUGGUCACACUGUUAGCAAUGCUCUUAAUACUGUCCCCAUGGUCUUUGGAACCCGAACAACCAAUCAAGAAUUUGGAUCUAAGCUUGGAAUCUAUUUUGAAGAAAUAG